AUGGCCAUUACGCUGAUAAAUGCACCACCAAAUACCAUAUAUUCAAGUGAAACACCUUCACAACAACAUACCGGACUUUCCAGUGUUCGUAAUAUUGCAAAGCAUAUACAGCCUGAUUGUGAGAUACAUUUUACACCGCCAGUGAGUGGAAUUGUGUUCGGCAAGGGCACUUUAUAUGUCACAGAAAAUCAGCUAUCUUUCUUUUCUCCAAUAACACAAACAGGACUUGCUAUAGAUUAUCCAUCUAUAAUAAUCCAUGCAGUGUCUCGACAAAUAUCAAGGGAUGGUAUUGGACCCUGUAUCUAUAUCCAAUUGGCUGAUCUUUUGCCUCAUGUUGGCGCGUUUCAACUGUCAUCGAUGGACGAAGCAAGUGAAGAAGAAGAAAAUGCGGACGAGGAUUCUAUGACUGAAAUCAAAAUUGUUCCUGAUAACGCUGACAUAUCAGUAGAUACAAUAUUUGAAGCACUAAGCGAAUGCGCUGCGUUACAUCCUGAUCAAGAUUUCAUGGAAGGCGCAAACAAUGAUAAUGCAAACGGGGACUAUAGAGAAUUGUCCGAGCGUGGAAUGGCAACAUUUGCUUACUUGGAAUCUAUUACUGGAUCUCCACCUGAAGCAACAAAUCCAGGAGGUUUAGAAGUAAACAUGGUUAUUGAUGAUGAAAGAUUCCAGGACGCGGAUGAAGAGAUGCAAUGA
Molecule: messenger RNA, 693 nt
Organism: Paraglomus occultum
Lineage: Eukaryota; Fungi; Glomeromycota; Glomeromycetes; Paraglomerales; Paraglomeraceae
Source: the annotation of a GenBank genome assembly